GUGGACUACCAGGCUAACGAAAAGGGCUAGCUGCAGAGAGCCCACCAUUGGCUGUCCCGACUGCCGAGGCUGGCAGGCAGUGGCGACCGGGAAGGACCGGACCGACGGACCUUUUUGGAGGAAAUACCGAGAGAACACCAGGAACUGGGACGGAAACGAAGGGAAUAUAAGUUUUAAUUUACGGUUUGGAUUUCCCAGACGGACCAAAACGUCGCUAACGUUCAAUGUUAGCUGGAAGUUUUUUUUUGAGUCGAUCAGUGAUGUGGUGACGCGACUCCGCCGAAUCGACGGGAAGCUAACGUUAGCUGAAGCGCUAACGUUACUUGAUAGAUUAAUCAUUUCAGCAUAGCUUUAUAGACUUAUUUCAGGAUUUUUAAAACUCGUUUUUAGUAUUUUCGAUAAUGUAAGAUACAUAGUUGUGAGAUAUUGUAUCAUGUUGUCUACUUUUAUACGAAAUAGAGCUUAUCUCUAGAUAAGUAGCUGACGUUAUCUUAGCUAAGUUAGUAUAUGAAACUAGCAAGCGUUAGCUACCUAGCUGGCUAGUAGCUAACGUUGGCUAGCCGUCGACUUUAAACUGACUUCAAGCCAAAGAACUCUGCUUCAAAUUAGCUAACGCUAGCAAGGCUACAACUGUUUCCACGUCACCUAACUGUAUCAUCACAUGUCUACCUGUUAUGAAAUGUUAUUUUCGGUUAGCUGAACUUUAUUUUCGAGGAUGGCCAUUUGUUUUGAAAAGCAAAGAUAGGCACUUUACUUCCAAAUCCAGAUAUGCAAUCAUCGAAUCACCAGCUUACUUAAUGCUAGCUUGCUAACGUUGAGUUAGCCGGCCAAACUUGGAAAACUGCCCCCCUGCUCACUUUAUGUGGGUUUCGCUUUGAGGCCUUUAGGAAAUUAUCCCUUUUUUUUACACCUCGGAGACCCUUUUCAUAGCCUUAAUGCAUCCCAGCCUCGGAAUGGAAUUUAUAUGCUCUGAAUGACUCUGGAUAUUCGUGAAGCUUGACACGAUUGUAACAUACAAUUGGACUACCUGGACUUUGUUGACGUUUACUUGGCAUCAUAAAAUAACCUGAAUUACAAAGGCAUUUGGAAUAACGUUUUUCUUCAAAGAUGAUGUGCGAGGUGAUGCCCACCAUCAGUGAGGCCGAAGGGCCCGGCGGGGGAGGCGGCAGUGGUCGUCGAGGCUCUGGCUCCCCGUUGCAGUCGGACUCAGAGGGUCACUUUGAGUCGCUGAUGGUGUCCAUGCUGGAAGAGAGGGAUCGACUUCUUGACACUCUGAGGGAGACUCAGGAGAAUCUGGGCUUGACUCAGGGCAAACUGCACGAAGUUAGCCAUGAGAGGGACUCACUGCAGAGACAACUUAACACUGCUUUGCCACAGGAGUUUGCUGCACUAACAAAGGAGGUGAACGUGUGCCGGGAGCAGCUUCUGGAGAAGGAGGAGGAGAUUGCAGAGCUGAAGGCUGAGAGAAACAACACACGGCUCCUGUUGGAGCACUUGGAGUGCCUGGUGUCUCGUCAUGAGCGUAGUCUGAGGAUGACAGUGGUGAAGAGACAGGCUCAGUCUCCAGCAGGAGUCUCAAGUGAAGUGGAGGUCCUCAAAGCCCUUAAGUCACUUUUCGAACACCACAAAGCCCUCGAUGAGAAGGUGAGGGAACGACUACGCGUUGCCUUGGAAAGAUGCAGCGCAUUGGAGGAACAGCUCACCAUCUCGCACAAAGAAUUGGCUUACCUCAGGGAGCAGAGCAGCCAGAAGAGAGGGCUGGCAGAUGGAACCAGCGAGGUCAACCACAACUCUGAAAACACACCGAGCACUAAUGGCAAGCGGUCUUCAGAUGGUUCACUGAGUCAGGAGGAGGAGUCGGGGCCUGUGUUCGGGAAGGUCGGUGAGCUCCAGGAGGUGGUGGACCGUCAGACAGCUGAUCUGGGCCAGAUGAAGGAGCGCAUGGCUGCUAUGGUUUCACGCAUCAAUGAGCUGGAAGAGGACCUGGACACAGCCCGAAAGGACCUCAUCAAGUCCGAAGACAUGAACACGCGGCUACAGAGAGACCUGAGAGAGUCAAUGGCUCAGAAGGAAGACAUGGAGGAGAGGAUCACCACCCUGGAGAAGCGCUACCUGGCAGCUCAGCGGGAGGCUACCUCCGUCCACGACCUUAACGACAAGUUGGAGAAUGAAGUGGCCAACAAGGACUCCCUCUUCAGACAAACUGAGGACAGAAACCGGCAACUCCAAGAGAAGCUGGAGCUGGCUGAGCAGAAGCUGCAGCAGACCAUCCGCAAGGCAGAGACUCUGCCUGAGGUGGAAGCAGAGCUAGCCCAGAGGGUAGCUGCCCUCACAAAGGCAGAGGAACGCCAUGGCAAUGUGGAGGAGAGACUGAGGCAGCUGGAGGCCCAGCUGGAGGAGAAGAACCAGGAACUGCUCAGGGCACGGCAGCGAGAGAAGAUGAAUGAGGAGCACAACAAGCGUCUGUCUGAGACAGUGGACAAGCUCCUUUCAGAGUCCAACGAGAGGCUCCAGCUUCACCUCAAAGAGAGGAUGUCUGCCCUGGAGGAUAAGAAUGCCCUGAUAAGAGAACUGGAACAUACCAAGAAGUUAAUUGAGGAGUCUCACCAUGAGAAGGAGCAGCUCCUGAUCCAGAUUGAGACUAUGAGGGCAGAGAACGAGCAGUGUAGGAGUAGGAGCAACUCCUUACUACAUGGACGGUCUCAGCUGGGCAGCACUCCAGAUUUCAGGUAUCCAGUCUCAGCUUCCUCAAUGAUGGACAGUAACUCAGACCAUUAUGGCAGCGCUCUUGUGCUGAGACGGCCUCAAAAAGGACGGAUGGCAGCACUCCGGGACGAGCCAUCGAAGCGACAUGUGCAGACUUUGAAUGAGCAGGAGUGGGAGCGCAUGCAGCAGGCCAACGUGCUGGCAAAUGUGGCCCAGGCCUUUGAGAGUGACAUGGAUGCUUCAGACCUGGAGGAGGAUCGAGAGACGAUUUUCAGCUCGGUGGACCUGCUGUCCCCUGGUGGCCAGGCUGACGCACAGACCCUCGCCUUAAUGCUGCAGGAGCAGCUGGACGCUAUCAACAAUGAAAUUAGAAUGAUCCAAGAGGAGAAGGAGAGCACAACCAUCCGGGCAGAGGAGAUUGAGUGCCGGGUGGGCAGCGGCGAUAGCCUGGGAGGACGUUUCCGCUCUAUGAGCUCCAUCCCUCCGUCACUGUGUGCGGGCUCCUCGUUGGGCGGCUCUCCCCCAGGCUCUGGCCACUCCACCCCCAGACGCAUUCCGCGCAGCCCCAACAGAGAACUGGACCGCAUGGGUGUCAUGACCUUGCCUAGCGACCUGCGCAAGCACCGCAGGAAGUCUGCUCAGGAUGACAAGGCCACUAUCCAAUGUGAGACGUCACCCCCCACCACUCCACGCUCCAUGCGCCUAAACAGGGAGGCAGGGCAUGCUGCAAGCCAUGAGGACAUUAGAGACUUUCGAGGUCUGGCUGGCCUGCAGGACGGCCAGGGUAGUAACCCCAGCAGUAGUAACAGCAGCCAGGACUCCCUCAACAAAGCAGCCAAGAAGAAGAGUAUCAAGUCUUCCAUUGGACGCCUCUUUGGGAAGAAGGAGAAGGGCAGACCCAGCAUUCCCGGCAAGGACUCCCCCAGCCAAGCUGGCACUCCUGAGGCAGAGAGCUCUCCUAAGGAUGGUUUAGGAAUGGGCACCCUGGGAGGCCCUGCGGAGAAGAACAGGAAGCUGCAGAAGAAUCCAAAGACAGGGCAUGAAUUACUGGAGGAGGCUCGCAGGCAGGGCCUGCCAUUCGCCCAGUGGGACGGACCAACUGUUGUGGUUUGGUUGGAGCUGUGGGUGGGAAUGCCAGCCUGGUACGUGGCUGCAUGCCGUGCCAAUGUGAAGAGUGGAGCCAUUAUGUCAGCACUAUCAGACACAGAGAUCCAAAGGGAGAUUGGUAUCAGCAACCCGUUACAUCGUCUGAAACUUCGCCUGGCCAUCCAGGAAAUCAUGUCUCUCACCAGCCCUUCUGCCCCGCCGACCUCAAGAACGACCACAGGAAACGUUUGGGUCACACAUGAAGAAAUGGAAAGUUUGGCAGCCACACCUCCCACGGAGGAUGACGAGUGUAGCUGGGCCCAGACAUUGGCGUAUGGAGACAUGAACCACGAGUGGAUUGGUAAUGAGUGGCUGCCCAGCCUGGGUUUGCCGCAGUACCGUUCCUACUUCAUGGAGUCCCUGGUGGACGCCCGCAUGCUUGACCACCUCACCAAGAAGGACCUUAGGGGACAGCUCAAAAUGGUGGAUAGCUUCCACAGGAACAGUUUUCAGUGCGGAGUGAUGAGUCUGAGGAGGCUUAACUAUGACAGGAAGGAGCUGGAGAGGAGAAGGGAAGAGUCUCAGCUGGAGCUUCAAGAAGUGCUGGUGUGGAGUAAUGAGCGCGUGAUCAGCUGGGUUCAGUCCAUCGGGCUGAAAGAGUACAGCGCUAACCUUUAUGAGAGCGGAGUCCACGGAGCACUGCUCGCCCUGGACGAAACCUUCGAUCACAACACCCUGGCCCUACUGCUGCAGAUCCCCACGCAGAACACACAGGCCAGAGCAACUCUUGAGCGUGAAUACAACAGUCUGCUGGCCAUUGGCACAGAAAGGAGAAUGGAAGAGGAUGACGAUAAGAACUUCCGCCGAGCUCCCUCAUGGAGAAAGAAGUUCAGGCCCAAAGACAUGAGGGGGAUGUCCUUGGGUGCGUCAGACACCCUGCCCGCCAACUUCCGAGUGACCAGUAGCAGCGCAGCAUCUCCCUCUACGCAGCCAAAGAGGAGCCCGAUGGACGGAAGUCAGUCUAUACAGAGGCUGGACACUGCCACAGUCAGGACCUACUCUUGUUAACAUACAACGUUUAUCCUCAUUAUUUCUAUAGGUAACCGCUGGUCAGAGGAUGAAGGGGAAUUCCCUGCAUUCAAGACCAGGAUGAUGAACUGAAAUGACUUGCAAGGACACUAAAACGACGUUUUGUUUUUUGUCGUCAUCACAGAGAAAGACCUUACUCACCGAUCUCAGUAUCCCUAGAGGAAACGUUCUAGAUUUAUCUACAUUUGUUAUUAUAUUUAUGUAAAUCAAUGAAACAUUUUAAUUGAUUUUAGAAUUACUAUGUAAUCCUUUUUGCCUCUAUCCCCUUAAUCAACCCACUUUUUAAAAAAAGAAACAUUUCUCCACUGUGCCCGUAUUAAGCUCAGCUCUCAGAUGUAUGUAACUGAAUGUUUCAAUUGUCUGGAGUUUGUAUAUUUCUACCAACAGACAUUUUAUCUAAUCUUUUUUAUAAUCCUGAUUCUAUUGACCAGAUGUAUGUUUUUGUUUUCCUCUCUUUGAUUUGAAUUCUAAUCAUUGAAUUUAUGCUUAAGUGACUUUGAUAUGUGAUAUAACUUAAUUCAUAUCCUUUGCCCUUUUUAACUGUUGUAAUUUUUGUAGCUUAUUACCUGUGAUUUUUGUGUAAAUGCAGCUCUUAGGUGAAUGGAUGUGUGAAUAUCAGACAAAUUGCUGGAGUUGUCAGACUGUUUCACAAACUGCUCAACACUGUGAGUCAUCCAUCACCGUUAGAAUAACUGCUGGCAAGCCAGGUGAUGGUGACAACAGAUAUCAUGUGAAACACACAGUAUAUUUUGCUUUUCUCUUCUUUAUUUUCCAUAUCUGCGAAACCAAAAUGAAACUCUUGAAUUAAAGAAUUAAAGCCAUAUAACAGUAGCGAAAAAAGAAAAACAAAACGGAGGGCUUCUUUCGGAUGCAAGUGAAAACAGAAUUCGAGGUUCUCUCUAGUUGACCUUGCAUGCGGAAACUUCUCCACUAAUCCCCACCCUACCAAACCCCACACCCAGCUCGCCCCUUUAACAAAACAAACCUCCCUUACCUCUGGAGAAACACACCGACAGGCUCACUUGUACAGGAGGACUUGAAACGUACAGAGGAGUCGAAAGUGUGGCAACUCCUUCGAUGGACCAACUUCACUGAGGCCUCAGUCGAUCCCCGCUGUGACUAGAUAACCCUCAAGGCGGUGCGAUUCACCCAUACACCUUUUUUAAAAAGACUUUGUAAGAAGAUUUCAUAUCAAGCCUUAUUGUUUCUUAACUCCUCUCGGUCGUUUGUUCUUAUUUAUUAUUACUCAUCCACAUUGUGUUUCGUCAGUUACACUUUCAGAGCUGAAGCCCCAGUUUGCUGCUAUGAAUGUAGCACCGCUCCUCAUGUCUAAGUUUGUCCCGUCUACGCUCCCAACACGGGUUCCACCAUUAGUUUUUAUGGCAAAUGAGAAGGAACCGAAGAGUUUUCUUUCACCCUACAUGUAGUUCAAGCUUGAAGUAGAAAGGCUUUUUUUUUCUGUAUGUGAUUUAGUCAUUUAUGCACAAUGCAAAUCAUGUUGCUGUUUUAUUCCUGCUCUUCCCAUUGAAUCUUCUGAUCUUGUAACAAUGAUGUACAGUCUGAGUACUUAUAAACUAUUUUUAUCACAAUAUUAUUUAUUGCUUACUUUCAAUAAAAUACUGAAACUUA
Molecule: messenger RNA, 6510 nt
Organism: Siniperca chuatsi (mandarin fish)
Lineage: Eukaryota; Metazoa; Chordata; Actinopteri; Centrarchiformes; Sinipercidae
Gene: ppfia1
Product: PTPRF interacting protein alpha 1
Exons: 33
Coding region: 1108-4860 (1250 amino acids)
Biological process (GO): synapse organization
Cellular component (GO): presynaptic active zone
Molecular function (GO): protein binding
Source: RefSeq, a predicted model, not a curated record